Molecule: messenger RNA, 1344 nt
Organism: Kockovaella imperatae
Lineage: Eukaryota; Fungi; Basidiomycota; Tremellomycetes; Tremellales; Cuniculitremaceae
Product: putative peroxisomal sarcosine oxidase
Exons: 8
Coding region: 1-1344 (447 amino acids)
Molecular function (GO): sarcosine oxidase activity; saccharopine oxidase activity; flavin adenine dinucleotide binding
Source: RefSeq, a predicted model, not a curated record
AUGGACACUUCUCAAUCCAGUAAAUCGCGACUCUCGCGACGCCCACUGGUAUCGGAUAAGCAUGCUCGUAUCAUUAUCAUCGGUGGAGGUGGGACCAUGGGCUCUUCCACCGCCCUUCACCUCGCAAGGCGAGGCUAUACCAAUAUUCAAGUCCUAGAUGUUUGGGAGUCACCCUCGAAUGACUCUGCGGGAAACGACAUCAACAAGAUCGCCGGAGCCGACAGUAUAGGCUUGUUUGGAGGUGUAAGCGAUGAGGCUUGGGAAGCUUGGGUCACAGAUCCAAUCUUCAGGCCAUACGCGCAUAAUGUUGGCAAACUUGACCUCACUGUGGGGUCUAAUGAUCGUGCUGCACAUCUCAACAAAAAGUAUGAGAAGCUCAGAGGGCUUGGACGGACCGAUGUGGAUUGGAUGGAUUCUGCCGACGCUAUCAAGCGCAAGGCACCCCAUCUUGAGCAAGCUGACAUAACGGGCUGGCAAGGCCUCUGGUGCGCUAAUGGGGGAUGGGUAGCUGCGCGACAAGCUCUCUCGGCUGUUGCGGUCGAGUGCCGUCGACUCGGCGUCAAGUGCGCAUCUGGGGAAAGUGGGACAUUCAGAACGCUCGUACUAGACUCGAGCGGCAGAUGUACGGGAGUCGAAGUAGCAGAUGGGACUAUAUGGGAGGGUGACUUGAUUGUGCUCGCCGCCGGAGCAUGGUCUCCGGUCUUAGUAGACUUGGAGGGACAGUGUGAAUCCAAGGCUUGGAUCUAUGCUCAUAUUCAAUUGACACCUGAGGAGUCGCAAGCAUGGAAAGGUAUUCCGACAAUGUACAACGACCUCUACGGUUUCUUCAUGGAGCCUCAACCGGGCACCGGUCUUUUGAAGCUGUGCAACGAGUUCCCGGGUUAUACGCAUAUGGCAUUGGCUCGACCGUUCCCUCUACAGAAAGAUAUCAGAAUGUCUGUCCCUCGAUCUCAUACCAGGCAUCCUACAGACACGAUCCCCGACGAAUCGAGAGAAGAUAUCAAGCAACUGAUCGACAAAUGUCUGCCUCAUCUUAGGGGCAGGCCAUUGAUCAAUCAAGGCAUGUGUUGGUGCACCGAUACCGAAGACGCCAAUUGGCUUCUGUGCGAACAUCCCAAACUCCCCGGCCUCGUCCUGGCAACGGGAGAUUCAGGUCACACAUUCAAAAUGCUGCCAGUGGUGGGCUCAGAAGUAGCUGAUCUGAUAGAGGACAAACUGUCCGAUACCAAGCGACACCUGUGGCGCUGGCGCCCAGGUGCCGGUGACCCGAACGGUACGGGUGAAGGGGGACCACGUCCCAAAGACCUGUCAGAUGUGGAAGGGUGGCGAUCUGAGACUCCGUGA